GAAACAAUGAAAGAGAAAAAGGGUGAAAUAAAAAAAGAGAAAGGGUUGCAGAGAACAGCCUAGGUAGCUGUUGGGGUGAGGAAAAGAACAACAUUAAUUGAACUAAAAAGCUAUCUUUUUAUUGGCUCAGCUUCAACAGGGUUUCAUGCAGAAGGAGGACGCAUUAUUAUGAUUAUUAUUAUUCGGUUUCUUCUUACUAGUUGAAAGCUGAAGAGAGAGCUGAGAAAAUAUAGAAUGAAUGACACUGGUAUCAUUCAUUGGCUAGGAGUUAAACCAAGAAGCAAAGGAGGGUAAAACAGUUGCAGAGCGCAGAGGAAGGUUUUGAUCUGUGGUACAAGUUAGGGAAUGCCUUCACGAGACACGAGUGUGUCAGAUGUUUUGGGACACUGAGGUAUCUUUCUUUUUGAGGAUACGUCGCUCCAGAGGACAGAUGAAGAUAGAGAUUUCACUAUGGGGCUGUUCUGUGUUCUCUUCUUUGAAUUGAACCUUCCCAUCUCUUUCUUCUCACUUCCCCCCCCUUUUCCUUUUCCCACUUUUGAAUUGCCUUUUCCUUUCCAGAAUUUUAUUCUACCAAGAUGCAUGUUUUUGUCAUGUAAUGCAGAUUUUCACGAGGCGGUUUUCUUGUGUCUUGAAAAACUGUGUCUGUGACUGAGUUUUUCUUUGGUAGGUUUCUUCACUUCACCGUUCCCACUUGCAUUAUUAUUAUUCAAAGACCCCAGUAGCAGCAUUUGCAUUUCCCUCACGCUGCACCCAAUGGGCAGAGCCAUAAGGUGGUUGAAGGGGUUGUUUGGGAUAAGGACAGACAGAGAGCGCAAAGAGAAUUCAAAUCACUCAGACAGAGAUUCCAGAGGUUUAUGUCAUAAUCCAACCACAAUUCCACCCAAUAUUUCACCUGCAGAGGCCGCUUGGUUGCAAUCCUUCUACUCAGAAACUGAGAAGGAGCAGAACAAGCAUGCUAUUGCAGUUGCUGCAGCCACUGCAGCAGCCGCAGAUGCUGCAGUGACUGCGGCUCAGGCUGCCGUGGCAGUGGUUAGACUAACCAGCCACGGCAAUGGCAGAGACACCAUGUUUGGUGGUGGUGGACAAGAAAGGUUGGCUGUUGUCAAGAUUCAAACUUUCUUUAGAGGAUACUUGGCAAGGAAGGCACUGAGAGCCUUAAAAGGAUUGGUCAAGUUACAAGCACUUGUGAGAGGGUACUUGGUGCGGAAGCAAGCAGCAGCAACCCUGCAUAGUAUGCAGGCUCUAAUUAGAGCUCAAGCAACAGUAAGGUCUAAGAAAUCUCACGGACUCAGCAGCACAAAGAAUGAAGCACAUUUGUUUCAAACACAAGCACGAAGAUCCAUGGAGAGAUUUGAUGACAUAAAGAGUGAGUACAUAGCUCCCAUCCACAGCAGAAGGCUAUCAUCUUCUUUUGAUGCCACAAUGAAUAAUGCAAACAGUGUUGAUGGGAGCCCCAAAAUAGUGGAAGUGGACACUGGCAGUGGCAGGCCAAAGUCAAGGUCUCGCAGGAGCAACACCUCAAUGUCAGAUUUUGGCGAUGACCCAUCAUUUCAGGCACUUCCUUCUCCUCUUCCAUUUGCUCAUUUGUCCAUACCAAGCCACAGGAACUACCACGACUCAGAAUGGGGCUUAACAAGAGAAGAGUGCAGAUUCUCCACAGCGCAAAGCACUCCACGAUUUACCAACUCUUGUAGCUGUGGAUCUGUUGUUGUUGCACCUAUGAGUAUGACACCUAAAAGUGUUUGCACCGAGAACUUCUUCUAUGGCCAGUAUCACAAUUUUCCAAACUACAUGGCCAGCACUCAGUCUUUCAAGGCCAAAUUGAGGUCUCAUAGUGCUCCAAAGCAACGCCCCGAUCCAGGGCCAAAGAAGAGGCUUACCCUCAACGAGAUGAUGGAGUCUAGGAGUAGUUUAAGUGGGACUAGAAUGCAAAGGUCUUGCUCACAGAUUCAAGAAGCUAUCAAUUUUAAGAAUGCUGUGAUGAGUAAGCUUCAGAAGUCCGCAGAACUUGGUAGGGACACAGAAUUGAACUUUUCCAACCAGAGGAGGUGGUGAUUGGUGAAACUUAGUGAUAGAGUUGGCUUUCUUUUUCACAUUGUUAGUAAUAGUUCUGUGUGUUUCUGCGCCCCAUGAUUGGCAAUUUGAGAACAUAUAGUGGGUAGGAAACAGGGGAGUCAAGACAAAAUAGAAGGAGAACAAUGAGAAGGUCCCCGUUAUAAUUUGGUCAUGGAAUUAUCUUCAUAUAUUAUCAUUAUAAUCAAAUGCUACAGCAAUUAAUUUUCACCUUCAUA
Glycine soja is the source of this 2291-nucleotide messenger RNA. RefSeq names its product protein IQ-DOMAIN 14-like. Gene Ontology annotation, molecular function: protein binding. Bases 754 to 2055 code for a protein of 433 amino acids. NCBI's taxonomy places the organism in Eukaryota, Viridiplantae, Streptophyta, Magnoliopsida, Fabales, Fabaceae. The transcript is spliced from 4 exons. The record is from RefSeq and is a predicted model, not a curated record.